AUGGAGCCUUGGAAAAAUCAUUCUCUCUCCAUGAAUUCCUUCAGUCCACCGCAGUUUGCGGUCAAUAUGACGAGCGCCGCGCUGGAUUUCCUUAGCUCCCGCGAUAUUAAGCCUCAAUGGUCAUGGAUAACCGUGGCCAUUGCGACAAUACUGGCAACGUACACAUUCGAUAUGGUCUCGAAAUUGUACCGUGACCAUAGGCUUGGAAAACUCGGCUCGUCAGCAAAACUCAUUCCGUUUAUGGCUCCUCUCGGUCUCGAUGUCGGAAUCUAUUCAUUGUACCGAUUCUUCACCAAUACCUACUUUGAACUGGUUUCAGCAUGCUUCGGCAAGGGAGAGGUGACCAGGCGCUUUUGGGCCAACAUGAUCGGCCAAAGACAGAUUUUUGCCAUUGAUGGCGAAUAUUGUCACAAAGCGAAAGCGCUCCUCCGUCCCCACAUUGGCCACGCUCGUCCCGAUGACCUCACAAACACCGAAUGCCAUGUGCAGAGGUUAUUCGAGCUUUUUUCCCGUGAACAAGUCCUCGAAGUAGUCGGCCGACUCCAUUAUUUCCGAACCUCCUUUCCGUGCUGUAAUGGAUGUGCCUACCUAGGCGAGCCAUCACGAGAGGUACUGGAGGCUGUUGGAUGUAACGAUCACAAACUCAUCAACGUUCCCGCAGAGAGGUUUUAUUCUUCUCUGAAGGACACUGGAUACGAAUAUGCGGACUCGUUCAAAGCAUUGACGAACUUGAGGCGAAAGCCUGGUAAUGUCUCCGGCUCGGCAGCCACUACGGCGCUGGAGUCUAACGGGAAGACUCUCACUGUUCACCCAGCCGUGUUGGACGCUGCCUUUCAUUCCAUACUCCUUGCUUUCAGCCACCCGGGUGAUGUAUCUUUUGAAGCUUCGAUUCCCCUGGGCACUGAGCAACAAGACAUGUCUGGGUUUGAAGGAGAUGUGGAAGUCCAUAGUCAUACUGGUGGGUACUGCGCAAUUCAAGUUGAAGGACUUCACGUCGUGCGGUUCACACCAGCAACGGCUGGUGAUGACGAGCAACGGUUCUAUGCCAUGCAGUGGAUCGAUGCCGAGCCGGAUGCUGCAGUCUCUGGCUCGUGCCAGCCAACCGCGGAGGAAAAAGAAUUGGCAGAUAUUCUAGAGCGAGGUAGCCUUUUUUAUCUACGCCAACUGGAGAGCCAAAUUCCCCUUGAUUGCCCUGGCCGGUCAGACAAAUAUCACGCGACCUAUCUCAACUUCGCCGCCCACACACUACGAGAAUGCCAGGAUUCUAAGCCAUUCGCCAGCCAAUAA
Metarhizium acridum CQMa 102 is the source of this 1287-nucleotide messenger RNA. Lineage: Eukaryota; Fungi; Ascomycota; Sordariomycetes; Hypocreales; Clavicipitaceae. The record is from RefSeq and is a predicted model, not a curated record.